AUGCAGAUCACCAGUGUUAUGCUCAGCCUUGCCAGUCUCGGCCUGAACGUUCUUCCUGUUCAGGCCGGGCCUAUUCCUGGCGCUGAAGCUGCUCUGGCGGCGCGCCACGUCUACUCUCCCGACGUUGACGAAGCUCCCGUUGAGAAGCGCCACGUCUAUGGUGUCGACAAAGACGAGACUGUCGAGAAGCGCCACGUCUACUCUCCCGAUGUAGACGAAGCCACCGUUGCCAAGCGCCACGUCUACUCCGUCGAUAAGGAUGAGGUUGAAAAGCGUCACGUCUACUCCCCGGACGUUGACGAGACCCUCAACAAGCGUCACGUCUACUCUGUCGAUAAGGACGAGACCCCCGUUGCCAAGCGCCACGUCUACUCCGUCGAUAAGGAUGAGGUUGAAAAGCGUCACGUCUACUCCCCUGAUGUCGACGAGACCCUCAACAAGCGCCAUGUCUACUCCGUCGAUAAGGACGAGGUUGAGAAGCGUCACGUCUACUCUGUUGACAAGGACGAGACCCCCGUCGCUAAGCGCCACGUCUACUCCGUCGAUAAGGAUGAGGUUGAAAAGCGUCACGUCUACUCCCCUGAUGUCGACGAGACCCUCAACAAGCGCCAUGUCUACUCCGUCGACAAGGACGAGGUCGAGAAGCGCCACGUCUACUCCCCUGAUGUUGACGAGACUCUGAACAAGCGUCAUGUGUACUCUGUUGACAAGGAUGAGGUCGAGAAGCGUCACGUCUACUCCCCUGAUGUCGACGAGACCCUCAACAAGCGCCAUGUCUACUCCGUCGACAAGGACGAGGUUGAGAAGCGCCACGUCUACUCCCCUGAUGUUGACGAGACUCUGAACAAGCGUCAUGUGUACUCUGUUGACAAGGAUGAGGUCGAGAAGCGUCACGUCUACUCUCCUGAUGUCGAUGAGACCCCCGUCGCUAAGCGCCACGUCUACUCCGUCGACAAGGACGAGGUUGAGAAGCGUCACGUCUACUCUCCUGAUGUCGAUGAGACCCCCGUCGCUAAGCGCCACGUCUACUCCGUCGACAAGGACGAGGUUGAAAAGCGUCACGUCUACUCCGUCGACAAGGAUGAGACUUCCGCCUAA
This is a messenger RNA of Colletotrichum paranaense, 1098 nucleotides long. RefSeq lists its product as uncharacterized. The transcript has a single exon. The coding region runs from base 1 to 1098 and encodes 365 amino acids. The record is from RefSeq and is a predicted model, not a curated record. Lineage: Eukaryota; Fungi; Ascomycota; Sordariomycetes; Glomerellales; Glomerellaceae.